Molecule: messenger RNA, 1853 nt
Organism: Brienomyrus brachyistius
Lineage: Eukaryota; Metazoa; Chordata; Actinopteri; Osteoglossiformes; Mormyridae
Gene: rab13
Product: RAB13, member RAS oncogene family
Exons: 8
Coding region: 479-1084 (201 amino acids)
Biological process (GO): protein localization to plasma membrane; Golgi vesicle fusion to target membrane; regulation of exocytosis
Cellular component (GO): synaptic vesicle; endosome; plasma membrane
Molecular function (GO): GTP binding; GTPase activity
Source: RefSeq, a predicted model, not a curated record
AUUCCCACCGUCCUACUCCCUUUUCCGAAAGCGAAAUAUUUGUGAACCUCUCCCUUUCCACGUAAACUUUCGGGAACUCGGAACACAGUAAAUACCGACUUUGUCUGAAGCCGAAGUUAUACAUGACUGCCCGCUGAAAAAGAGGUGCCCGUCGUUUUUCAACCACACUGGAUUACAGUUAUGUGAAAAAUAAGCAAAACUUCGAAAUGAGCAGAAACAAUCGAGGCAGCCUUUAACUUUUUCUUUUUGCUCGGAAGGACAGAACCGCUGGAGAGGACGGGGAUUCUUUUCCUUGACAUUGUUGAUGGAAAAAUAAAAUUCAAGCAUAAGAAAAGGGACUAAAACAAAGUCAGUUUGUGUUCGGAAAGAUCAAUAUUCCGUUGAGAACCUUCGUGUUGGAGAUAGUUGUAUUUAUUAGUUUUGGAUUUAUUUUUAUAUUGAAGGCGGCUUUUUUGUAUUGAAAUACAAAUACAUAACUAUGGCGAAGAAGUAUGACUUUUUAUUUAAACUGCUGUUAAUCGGAGAUAGCGGUGUUGGAAAAACUUGUUUGAUCAUCCGAUUCGCGGACGAUAACUUCAACUCCACUUACAUAUCCACUAUUGGCAUUGACUUUAAGGUUAAAACAAUAGAUGUAGAAGGAAAGAAAGUAAAACUUCAAAUCUGGGACACGGCAGGACAGGAGAGGUUCAAGACUAUUACUACAGCAUAUUACAGAGGAGCAAUGGGCAUUAUCCUGGUGUAUGACAUCACUGAUGAGAAGUCCUUUGAGAACAUUCAGAACUGGAUGAAGAGCAUCAAAGAGAAUGCAUCAUCAGGAGUCAAUCAGAUGUUGCUUGGCAACAAGUGUGACAUCGAAGCCAAAAGGAAGGUGUCCAAGGAAGCAGGAGAGAAGCUGGCGAAGGAUCAUGGAAUUCGAUUCUUCGAGACGAGUGCAAAGUCCAGCAUUAAUGUAGAGGAGUCUUUUAUCGGUUUGGCUCGAGACAUCCUGCUGAAGACAAGCAAGAAAUCGGGUCCCGCGGGUCGAGAAGUCAGACUGACCUCCACUGAGAAGAAAAAGGCGGCAUCGAAAUGUCUUCUGCUGUGAGCUGGCUGAGGGAUGAGGGGCCUGAGGAGCAGUAUUAUGGGGGCGGGGGGAGGUGGGGUGUAAAAUACGAUAGGGUAACACAGUGGAGCUGGAUACAUGGGAGUGGGAUAGACCAAGAUAAUAUACGGUGAUUGGGGACUGGGGUCGUACCGUACGGUACUGUAUCGCAAUACCUGCAUGGUCAGUCAAGUCACACAUGUAAACACACUGACUCACACACUUACAGACACACACGGGCUGCACCCUGACCUCGAGAAGAGGCACCAUCAUAGGCCAGAGCUGAACACACUGGUGGGGAUGUUCCUUCAGAGAGUCCUUCAGAAUGAUUUAAAUUCAUCCAAGGCAGUUUAGAUGAAAUAUAUUGAACUUUUGGUUUUGAGAAUGUUCUAAGAUGUAAAAACAGAUGGGUAGAGCAUGUGAGAGUGGGACAGAGUUACGUGAGAGAUGGAGAGGGAUAAAAAGAAACAGAACUGGAGCGAGAGGAGCGGUUUAUAGGUGGGUGACGGGCAGAUGCGCGGCUGGGGAACUCCGCUGCCAGUUCAGUGCUGCUCCAUUUCUGCUUCACACAGCUUUUCACACUUCAGCCCGUCUGCUUGGCUCUCAUCACUGUCAGUUUCGUCUUUCACUCUGUAAACCUCUUUCGCAUAUUAAAUAUCACCUGUAACCCUAUAUAGUUCACAGAUGUUUCUGCCAUAUUAUGUAUGAGCUGCUUUAAAUAUAUGAGAGUGUAAAAAUUGAAAUGCAAUAUAAAACAAAAUCAAGAAAAGCA